Molecule: messenger RNA, 1430 nt
Organism: Grammomys surdaster
Lineage: Eukaryota; Metazoa; Chordata; Mammalia; Rodentia; Muridae
Product: T-cell immunoglobulin and mucin domain-containing protein 2-like
Exons: 9
Coding region: 446-1363 (305 amino acids)
Biological process (GO): positive regulation of mast cell activation; phagocytosis, engulfment
Cellular component (GO): cell surface
Molecular function (GO): virus receptor activity; phosphatidylserine binding
Source: RefSeq, a predicted model, not a curated record
AGAAAGCUGAUGCAGUGGUUCAAAGUCCCUUUCUACAGGAACCUUCACAAAGCCAGCAUGAUCUCCACACCUGGAGUCUGAACUCAAGUGAAGACCUUUGCUGAAGCUUUGGAGAUUGCCCAGCAGAAAGUUAACUUUUGUUUGUUGUGGGGACAAAGUCUCACUAUGUAAACCAGGUUGGCCUUGAACUCAGAAGAUCCACCUGUCUCUGCUUUCUGGAGUGCUAGUUUAAGUAUUUUGUUAUUAAUCCUUUAAGUUGACGAUCCGGCAAAAGGAUUGUAGAACUAGACAGACUCAAUUUUCAAACAAAACACUUGAAGGUGUGGCCAGGAGAUAAGGAUGGAAUUCUGGGACAGAUUCUUCUUUGUUAGCAUCUCUGGAAGAGUUCAGCAGGAUUAGGAGACACUAACAAGAAGCUGUGGCUCUUUCCUAACUGGUCAGUACCAUGAAGCAGCUUCAAGUCUUCAUUUUGGGGCUCAUACUGCUUCUCCCAGGUGCUGUGGAUUCUUAUACAGUAAUACAGGGGCUGGUAGGUCACCCUGUCACACUUCCGUGUACUUACUCGACACACCAUGAUGGAAGCGUACCGGCGUGCUGGGGCCGAGGGGAAUGCCGUCAUUCUUAUUGUAUAAGGCCGCUUAUCUGGACCAAUGGAAAUAAGGUCACAUAUCAGAGGAGCAAUCAAUACCAACUAAAGGGAAAUAUUUCAGAAGGAAAUGUAUCCUUGACGAUAGAGAACACUGUUGUGAGUGAUGGUGGUCCCUAUUGCUGUGUAGUGGAGAUACCUGGAGCGUUCUAUUUUGUGGAUUAUUUAUUGGAAGUUAAACCAGAAAUUCCCACAAGUCCUCCAACAAGACCCACAACUACAGGAAGACCCACAACUAUUUCAACAAGAUCCACACAUGAACCAACAUCAACCAGAAUCUCUACCUCUACUCCUUCAACACCAGCACACACACAGUCGCACAAACCAGAAGCCACUACAUUUCAUCUAGAUCAGACAACAGCUGAGGUGACAGAAACCUCAUCCUAUAUUCCUGCAGCUUGGAAUAACACUGUGCCAUCCUCAGAUGACUCUUGGAAUAAUAACACUGAAGCAAUCCUUCCACAGAAGCCUCAGAAAACCCUGACUAAGGGCUUCUAUGUCGGCAUCUCCAUCGCAGCCUUGCUGCUGCUGCUGCUUGUGAGCACUGUGGUUAUCACCAGGUUCAUAAUUAUGCAAAAGAAGUCGGGCUCUCUGAGCUUUGUUCCCUUCCCUGUCUCUAAGAUUGGUGCAUCCCCAAAAAAAGUGGUGGAGCAAGCCAGAGGUGAAGACAAGGUCUACAUUAUUGAAGACAGUCCUUAUCCUGAAGAAGAAUCCUAGUGAUCCCCUGAGGUGCCUUCUGCCUGAAAUUAAAGAGAUUGUCGUUGAUUUCACAGUCAAACACCCA